AUGGCAUCUGCAAACGUCAACCAGGAUUUGCUGAACGUGGACGAUCACGAAUUCAGCCGCGACUUUAAUGGCUCCCUAAACAUGAGCCCCGACAGACCCAUGAGAAAAGAGGAUUUGUCCAUUAAUAUGGGUGAUAUGAACAGAUCAAGGACUUCAAGCACUAAUAGAAGAUUAGAUCAAUAAGAAAAAUCUCAAAUGCUGAGAGAGGCAGAGAAUGAGUACAGGGAGUUACUACGCUAGCUAGAGGAGGAUGAGAAUGUGACAAGAGAAGACUUGGAGAAUUUCAAGAAAAAUGCCCUCGUUCACAAAAGUAUUCUUGAGGUGAGACGCAGAGCUCAAGCCCUUUAAGAGAUUAGAUCAUCACCAGAGAGAUAUCGCAAGGCUCAGUCCAAGGUGGAGCAGAACAUCAAGACCCAAGUGAAGGUUAACUCCACCAAAUAAUCAAAUCAGUGUGGAUUCCUUGACAGCAAGACUGAAUACUAAUCUCUAUUCAAAUAUACCGUUGAGAAGAGAGAGAAGCCCUACGAUAUCACUGAUGAUGAGAUAACUACUGUCAAGAAGAUUCCUCUUAAUGAGAAAUCAAUGGCAAAGCUCACUUAGAGAGACGAUCAAAUUCACCAAGCAGAGCAGUACCUUGAAGACUUAAUGAAUGAGCUUAAAGAUCGCAGACCUUUCCACGAGAAGCUACAGUAAUAUAAAGCCAGAGGGGAUACUUAACAUAUCCAUGCUCUAGGAGCUGUAGAUCUUGAUUAAGUUCUCAGAGUUGACAACCACCACAAAACUGCUGAUUAAAUCCUCAACUUUGACGGUAAUGUUCAAGUAGAUAUCCCAGUAGAUAAUGCUGAUGAAGAUGAUGAAGAACUCGAGCAAGCUGAUAUGGAGCAGAUUGACAAUCAAUCAGCCAGAGACUCUGACUUCCAACCUGAGACCAACCCUCCUCCUCCACAGCCAAUCCAGUAAACUGUUCCCUAACAAACUCCUAUUGUUCAAGAACAAAAGCAAGUUCAAUAACAAUAAUAAUAAUAAACUGUUCAAUAAAAAUAACAACCAGCCCCUUAAUCUCAAUCAGUCGUUAAAAAGACUUAGUCCAAGGCUCAAGCAGGCAUCCCAACUUAAAAGAAAGCAAGUGUUUCACCAUCACCAGCUCCCAAGACCUCAACUAAAAAGGAGGAACCCAGAAAGAGCACUGUCACCACUAACAAAAAAGAGCAGCCAAAGAAGGAGGAAAAGAAACAACAACAACAAUAGCCAGUUGUUCAACAGCAGAAGUAAGUGGAAGAGUAAAAACAAGACAUCUCAAUUCUGGUCUAGGGUGAGGAUGUAAUUAACAUUCAAAGCACUGCUGACGGUGGUCACAGAGUAAAUAUCAACCCACCUGAAGGAGCUGAUGGUUGUGUUAUGCUCAUUGAGAAGAGAAGCAGACCAAACUCACCAACUCCACAGAAGAUGGUAGUUAACAAAAAGAAGGCCGGACAAAACACUGGCUUCAUUUCUACUCAGCCAAAGCCAUAAGUUCAAGCUUAAGUUCAACAAGAAUAAAAACCUGUUCCACAGAAGCAAGAAUAACCCAAAGAGGAGGUUAAAUAGGAGCCUAUUGUAUAGUAACAAGUGCAAGUAUAAGCACAAGUUGAAGUUUAAUCUCAUGUUGAGGUUUAAGCAGAGUCAGAAGACGCUAGAAGCUACCUCAGUGGAUCAUCAAACGGUAACUUUGGAGACCUCGCUGCUACCAAGUAUAAGCAAAGAGAAGCCCAAGCUGACAACAAGUUCGUCAACAGAGAUCUUGAGGAUAAAACUAAUGCACUUCAAGAUGAGUUCCAAAAGAUUCUUGAUGAGUUGAAUGCCAGAAGAUCAAACAACAACGGCGAUCAUUUCUAUCAGGCUCUUAAUGAGUACUAUUAAGAGGGUGGAGAAGCUCACACUUCUCCAGUGAGAAGACUCAUUCAGCACAAGAACACCACCUUUGAGCACAAAAAGACUAUGCACGACAACAUUGACAAGGGUGACUACGCUUUUGUCUACACUCCAGGUCCAGGCAAGAGUUACGUUAUUGAGCCUCACGGAGGAGAGUUGAACUACAACUUGGCUAAGAAGGACCCACUCAAGUUCUAUGACCAAGUGUUCAACUAGGACAUUACUAAGCAUACUGUUGCCAAGGACAAGGAUGAAAUAAAGAAGAAUGAUGAAGAGCAAAAGCAGAGAGCUGUUGAUGGCAAGAAGCCCCUCAAGAACAAGAAGGUUGAGACCGUAGUUAAAUCUAAGGUCACCAAGAGACCCCAUGUUAAGAUCAUGGAGAAACUCAUGCUCAGAAUCGCCUAGAAGCUGGCUGAAAAGCUUGGAAACGAAUUCGGAAUGAACACCAUCAUGCACGCCAUGAGAGACAAGGGAGUCGAAGAACAAAUCAAGGAGUUGAUCUAGCAGGAUAAGCUCGUGCUAGUUGAUCAAUCUAAUAAAGUGCUCUUCGAGAGAGAGAUCAAGGAGGGCAUGGGUGUCAAGAGAUAAACUUCUCAUAUAGUCACUCAGAAAGAGAAGUCUGCCAAGAAAGGAGGUAAUAUUACCCCCUCUCAACAAUCAAGUCAAGGUGAAGCUCAAAUUCAGAUAGAUCAAGAGAUGGAUGAACAAGAGGUUAUGCUAAACGACGGUGCUCUGGCUCAAACCAACACUCACCUUAAAAUUGCUGAUAAGGAUUUAAGAAAAAUCUAGACUAAGGUUUUAGAGGUCCACAGAAGAAACUCCUUCAGAAACUGA
Messenger RNA from Stylonychia lemnae, 2745 nucleotides. Lineage: Eukaryota; Ciliophora; Spirotrichea; Sporadotrichida; Oxytrichidae. The record is from the annotation of a GenBank genome assembly.